Messenger RNA from Schizophyllum commune H4-8, 3072 nucleotides. RefSeq lists its product as uncharacterized. The record is from RefSeq and is a predicted model, not a curated record. NCBI's taxonomy places the organism in Eukaryota, Fungi, Basidiomycota, Agaricomycetes, Agaricales, Schizophyllaceae. Gene Ontology annotation, molecular function: guanyl-nucleotide exchange factor activity; metal ion binding. The transcript has 4 exons. The coding region runs from base 156 to 2918 and encodes 920 amino acids.
GCGCGCAUCAGUGAUCAUCAUACCACGUGAAUCGCCACCAAAGAGACGUUCUUGCGCUCUCGCGGUCUUCUACAACUCUCACCACACCAUCGACCCACUAUAAGGGCUCCCUGAACUUUCUUCUGGCGAGGAUACUGGUUGACCCAGUCUUCAAGAUGUCCGUCGACUUCCCUGCCUCAGAGUCCCGGGUCCAGUCCCCGCCUCCUCCUCCGCCGAAUGGCAGGUUCCCCAUGCCCUUCAGGCGCAUAUCUCUGCCCUCCGCACCUUCCUUGCUGCACAGACACUCUGUCGUAUCUAUUGCCUCGUUUGACUCGCUCCCGGAGGAAGAGAGCGGCAACCCACCGGCUGUUGUUACGCCUCGCGCCGUGAGACAUCGCAGCCGACAGCGACCGGGGUCAAUUGACUUGGCAAGGAAGAAAAAUAGGCGGAGCACCAGUCGUCCAGUGGACGAGACGCGCCUGGCGAAGCGGCGCAAGAUAAUCGAGGAAUUGUACGAGACGGAGCGUUCGUAUGUGAACGGCUUGGAUCUCAUCUACUCGCACUUCCUCACACCCAUAGUCGAGUCACUGGAUACCCCAAAUCCCCUCCUCGACCGAGGCGCAUUGACCAGCAUCUUCUCCAACUUCAUCGACAUCUGGAAUUUACACCGUUCCUUCUUCUCUUCCCUCACUGUCCAUCUAUACCCAGGACAAUCCCCGGACCAUGACCUAAUGUUGGCACACGAUCCCCCGUCUCUAUCCCCUGUUCUACUCUCUCACUUCCCAUACCUCUCCCUCUACACACCCUUCGUCACCGCGUUUUCGUCCACGAUCUCCUCCCUCCAAUCCCUGACCGCAAUCCCCACGUCGUACCGCCCGAACCCGAGUUACAACUACGACUUCCAUAAGUUCGUCGCGACGCAGGAAGCCGACCCGCGCUGUGGCAAGCUCAAGCUCACCGACUGGCUGCUCACCAUCGUGCAGCGCUGCCCGCGCUACCUCCUCCUCCUCAAGGACCUCAUCACCUGCACGGACGACGAUACAGAACGGGCCCAGCUCGACUCUGCAUAUGCAUUAGUCUCGAAGAUCACGCUAUCACUUAACGCGUCGCUCCAUACGCACUCGCAGACCCUCGCGCUGCUAGCCCUCCAGCGUUCGACCGCGAAUCUUCCGUUCCAGCUCAUCAGCCCAGGCCGCACGUUUAUAAAGCGCGGCCCGUUGUACCAGAUCGAGCGCGGGGAGCAGCCGAAGGAGCGCGAGUUCUUGCUGUUCUCAGAUUGCCUCCUCUGGCUUGCCUCUGAGGAGUCCGAGCACCGGAAUUGGGGUCUAGGGGCAUACUUGGGCAACAACGGCAGCACCGACUACCUAAACGCGCGCCCACCGAUGAUACGCACGCGCAGCAAGAGCGACGCGGACAUCUCGCGACUGCAGGCGCGCGCAGCAGCAGAGAGCGUCGAGGGCAACGGAGCCUCACGCCCAUCGGGCACCCCCAAAGCCCAACGCAGCCUCAUCCCGCCACCCUCCUCGCGCAUCAAACGGCACAGCAGCCAAGCCAAUGCCGGCGAGGAGCGGUGGACCUACAAAGGCCGCGCCUCCCUCGUCGACCUCGAGGUCAUCGUCAGCCCCGCGCGCGAGCCCGGCGAGGAGCGCCGCCUCGAGGUCCUCAGCCCCGAGGGCAGCUUCGUGCUCUUCGCGGACACGGAGGGCGAGCGCGACGAGUGGGCGGGCGCGAUCCGGCAGGCGAAGGCGCAGCUGCUGGUCUCGCUGAAUGUGACGCACCCGAAUUCGACGCUGACGUCGUCGGCGUCGACGAAUCAUUUGAGGAGGACAUUGCAGGCGCUGCCGUAUGCGCCGGAGGAUGUGAGGAUGGAGGAGGAGGGGGGUGCGGGUGGGAGUGGGAGUGGGAAGAAAUCGAAGAAGGGGAAAGGAGAGGGGAAGAAGCGGGGCGCGCAAGAGAGGAGGGGCAAAGUUGAGCAUUGGGUGCCGGCGAUCUGGAUUCCGGAUGAGAAGACGGAGGGGUGUAUGAGAUGUGGGAGGUCGUUCGGGUGGCGAAGACGGAGACACCAUUGUCGGUUGUGUGGGCGUUGCGUGUGCAGUGCGUGCUCGGAGAGGACGUUCUUCAUCGCGGACGUCAAUCCAGAUACGGCAUCUAGCAAACCCGCUCGAGCUUGCAAUGCGUGCUACGAGACCGUGUUCCCGCUCCUGGACCCGCCAAGCGAUGAAGAGACGGGCGAAGGCUCAAGUUUGGCAGCGAACACCGGCACCCUAGGCAUGGGCACCCUCUCCUCCCUCACCAACCUCCCAUCCUGGAUGUCCACCCCCAUCCUCCCCCUCGCCCCCGCCUCGGCCCCGGACGCCCUCAUGGCCAUCGACCGCGAGCCCGCCACCCCGCGCCGCGCCCGCCGCUCCGUCGCCUCCAUCUCGGAGGACGUCGUCGACCUGUCCUCGUCUCCAACCGCCGAGGGCGGGGCGCUCCGCCGGCGCUCCUUCCAAAGGCCACGCUCGUACCACCAGAUCCUUGAGGACUUCGAUGCGGCGGCGCAGGGGCACGAUGUCGCGAGGGAUGUUGUGAUGGAGGAGGAGCAGGGCGGGGAGGCGGAGGCAGAGGCGGACCCGACGGCGAUGCGGAGGGAGGAUACGGCGAGGAGGCAUAAGCGGUUCUCGCUACCGGCCGUCGCCCUGCAUACGACGAGCGUGACCGCAAGGACGACGGAGUUGAAGGAUAGCGGGAAGAGCGGGCCUAGUGGAGUGCGGGGCAAGCGGUUCUCGCUCGUGCUGAGUGGGCGGCACGGGAAGAGUGCGGGGGCGAGUGGGAGGAAGGGCGACUCGCCGGCGGAAGACGAGGCGGAGGCGAAUGGGGAGCUGGCGCGGGGCGUGGCGGCGGGGAAGUUGAGCGAGCUGCUGGGGAGGCAUCGCGCGUCGAUGGAUGCGUUGCGAUGAGAUGUGGACUUUGCAUUUGGCAUAUCUGGAUAAUUAUGGACAUGAAGCAAUGCUUGUAAGUACUUAGACAUGACCUGUAACGACGCUGUUGUACGACUACGAUUGAAAAGAGCACGAUGAUUGAGAUUAGUUGAGAGCAGGAUACAGACGACGC